ACCCUGCACGAGCGGCCAGACGGAGCCACCUGCUUUUCUCACCCACCAUUUCCAUCUCUUUCAUCAGCGUCGACGCAUCUGGAUCCAACUUCUGAAUUGCUUUUCAGAGGACAAUGGACACAAAGAGUCAAUUAGGGGUCACUGAGAAAAUUUCUUGCGAAAGUGUUGACAAAUUGGAUAAGAGUCCUUGUGACAUGGAAACCAAGGACAUCCCUCAUCUUUCCUCACCACCAUCGAUGGUUGCUAAUGAUGGUUUAUCUUUGAGUCCCAUAACCCCAGAUUCCAACAAAGAGAAUGCAGACUUGAUGUCUAAUUUUACAUCCCCGUUGACAUUGGUAGCUUCACCUCCGACCACAGGCUUCUCUUCUCAACCAGAUCAGAGUGAAAGUGGUGAUGAUAGUUGUAUGAAAGUAGAUGAUGAGAUUGACAGCCCCUGCACCCCAAAAGAGGGCGUGUUUGAUCCAUUUGCCCCUGGUCCUGACAAGCUAAUGCUGGCUCCUAUUGGUAUGAAACAUCUUGAAGAAUCUCGGAGUUUUGUUGCAAGGAGGCUUAAUUUUAGUUCUGUUAUGAUAAAAAACGAUUGUGAAAAGGUUUGUGAAAGUGGGUUUGAGGAUGAUAUGUUGUUGGAGGCUGUGUAUGAGUCUCUUUUGGAAGCCAUAAUUUGUAAGCAGGCAGAGGAUAUUGUUGCAGCAGUUGAUUCUUCUUGUUGUUCAAGUCCUGAGACACCCCCUUGUGCUCCUCGUCUCACUGGUACUGCAGAAACAUGCCCUGGUGCUCCUUUGAAGGCUGUGAAGAAAUCAAGGAACAUUGAGAUGAGUUUGUGCAGAAAGCUUGAAUUUGAAUUUUAAGUAUGAACAUAAAUAUGAGUAGUGAUAACCAAAGGCUAACCUUGAUUUGCUUCUAGAAUUAGUUACUACAACUUUAUGGGUAGGCAAGAACUUGUUUAGUUUUGUUGUUAAAAAGCAAACUGAUUCUGAUGAUAUCUCUAGUCUUUAAGUUGAGGGUGUUGUCUGUAUGGAUCAUACUUUAUAAAGUAUUUGUUGC
Cynara cardunculus var. scolymus (artichoke) is the source of this 1044-nucleotide messenger RNA. RefSeq lists its product with no specific name. NCBI's taxonomy places the organism in Eukaryota, Viridiplantae, Streptophyta, Magnoliopsida, Asterales, Asteraceae. The record is from RefSeq and is a predicted model, not a curated record. The transcript is spliced from 2 exons. Bases 114 to 848 code for a protein of 244 amino acids.